AUGGAACCUACUCUUCAACUACUUCAAUUACCCGAGACCGCCAUUUUCAAAGUGAUCAAGAACUUUCCUCUGAGGCAAUUGUUCGAAUUCUCCCUUGUUUCAUCGAAAACUAAGAAUCUGGUGUCAUCAUUAGGAUUAGAAGCAAGUGAUGUUGACAUCUACAUUUGGGGCAGUAUUAGGGCAGCUGUGUACAUUGGAGAAAACUAUUUGGAUCUGGAUUUCUAUACCGAUUUGAAUAAUCUGAUUGCGACCGCAGAUAUGACUCUUCCAGUUGAUGCUCAUUUCGAUUUUCAAGACACAAGAAUUCAAUCAUCAAUUUUAUUCAAUUUCAGCAAUUGGCUGGAUCACAUUCAGUCAGUGUUCUGUUGCAAGAAGCCACUGGAUGUUUAUUUUUGUCAAGGCAGUGAAAGAUUUGAACUUCGGUCGUUGAAAGAAGCAAUUGGGAAUGUCAAUGCCUUCCAUGUGUCUAGCGAACUAACUGAUGCUUAUACCAAGGAAGUUUUGAAAUUUUUAAAUGCACCCAGCAAUAUGUCUCUGGUAAGGAAUCCAUUUGAAGAAGUUUGUCAGAUUCAACAAGUAUUCAUUCAAAACUUCGAAAUUAUCAAAUUUGAUGAUGUGUUCUCAUUGGAUGACAUGUUAUUGAUCAACAGUCAAAAAGUCAGAUUCGGGCGUCCAACAACCCACAAACAAUUCAAUAAAUUCGUCAAGCACUGGAUCCGUGGAUCUAAUCCAAGACUGCAACGCAUGUCUGUAUCAAUUGAUGAAACUGAUUUCGUGAGCAGAGAUGUCCUUCUGAAAGGAAUCAGAUGUGUUGAUGUCGCAGACGAAGAGCAACUAGAAAUCUGUCGGAAAUACGGAAUUAACAGUGAUUAUAUGGUUGAGAUCAGACGGAAAGACGGGACACCUGCAGUGAUUGCGACCAAGGAUUUCCAGAAUGUUCUUUACAUCUGUUUUAUUGCCGUUCACUGA
Messenger RNA from Caenorhabditis remanei, 969 nucleotides. RefSeq lists its product as uncharacterized. Gene Ontology annotation, molecular function: protein binding. The transcript is spliced from 2 exons. Bases 1 to 969 code for a protein of 322 amino acids. The record is from RefSeq and is a predicted model, not a curated record. NCBI's taxonomy places the organism in Eukaryota, Metazoa, Nematoda, Chromadorea, Rhabditida, Rhabditidae.